AUGGAGGAGGCAGGUGGGCCCUCGGCCCCGGCCGAGGCCCGAGUGGUGAGUGCCACGCUGAUGUGGCGGCAACGGCCUCCUGCCCAGGAAGAGAUCAGGCACCGUUUUCACAAGAUGUCUCUGGUGUCAGGGACCCAGAUGGAAAGCCGCUUCGAGGAGAUAUUUGAGUUCAGCCAUCAUCAAGAGGAAGUCAACGGCUUUGCUCUGCGGGAAGGAGAGAGUGUGAAUUACCAGGGUCCCCGUGAUGGAGCUGGCUUGAAAAGCUUUCAGAGCCAUGGGCCCAUCUUUUCCAAGAAGUAUAUACCACCCCCCAAGGAGAAGAGACCUGUAGGGAGAACGAAGGAGGCUAUGGACCAGAGUGACAGCAGCUCCCAGGCCCCUAGAACUGAGCCCCCAGGCCCAGGAGCCCUAGCCAGAACUGAGUUCUUGGUACCUCUGCCUGGGCCCCGUGAGCCGAGCCCUCACCCAGGUAUGGGUCUUGCCAGCCAGGGUCCCCGAAUCCACGAGGAACAGCGGGUGACACGCACUGUGCGGACUACCACAGUGAUGGCAGGGAAGAUGGACCGUAGGGUGAGCAGCUCUGUGUCUGUGAAGCCGGUGCAGUCGGGUGCGACCCUGCCCAGAGGCCGCAAUGCUGUCCGCACAAUCCGGGCAGUGGCGGUGAGCCCCCAGGCAGAGGGCUCACCCAGCCGCAGCCAGGCCCUGGAGCUGCUGACCAGCCUUGUGCCUCCUGAGCGCAGCCUACCUGCCAGUCGGCUUCCCAGGCCCACAGUCAUUGUGCCAAAGAGCUCAGGUCUGGGUGGUACGGGAGGGACAGUCCUGGGGCAGCUGCCUGAGGCUGGGGCAGCAGAGACAAAGGACAGAUGUGCUGUAGACCCUGGAGCCAUCCCUGUGAGUGUUUGCCAACCUCAACACCAGCAUGUCCCUACAGCCCACCCAGACCAAGAGCAGGGCAAAGCCCUGGAGGCCAGGACCCACCAGGCCUCUAGAGUUCAGGGAGCCUCCACUCCCACUCACCUUUCUCUCCAGACUUCUCAGGACCAAGCACCAGGACGCUCGUCCCCUAAACUUCACACCCAGACCGUCUCCCCACCAGAGCAGCUAGUGGUACCCACUCACCCCAGGACCCAGCCCACUCUUGAACCCAGGGUGCCCCAUGACCAGCCCUCUAUCCAAAAGGACCAGCCCCCAGCUGCUACCACCCUGCUGCCUGUGGUGAGGAAUGAAGUCGCCAUGGCCUCUGGGCAACUUUCUCCACUUUCUACAAAAAGGAAGGCUGCCCCCAGCCCAGAAGGGUUUUUUGCUCCACCCUCCUCAAGUGCUAAGGUUGUUCAGGACUCUGAAGACAUUCCUGCCUUCUCUCUUACCCAGAAAGAUGCCGUGCAGGGCCCUGGGGCUCCUGCUGCCGCAGCCCCCAAACCAACAAAGGUUGUUCAGGGUCCAGAAGGUAGCCCUAGUUCAUCCUCCACCCCAACAGAAAGCAGCUUGACCCCACCCCUCACCCAGAAAAAGACUGUCCAAGGCCCUGUUGCUCCCGCUCCUGCUCCAUCCCCCAUACAGGAAAAGGCUAUCCAGGACUCUGAAGGUGACCCCAGCUCAUUGCCCACCCAAAAAGAGGUUGUCCGGGACUCUGGUGCUUCGCCUGUCCCAUUUGCUACCCAGAAAGUGGUUGUACAGGACCCUGCUGUCCUCCCUACCCCAUUCUCAGUAGACGAGGUGUCCCCUAACCUAGGAGGUCCCCUUUUACCUGUGUCAUUGGGAGCAGAAGCCAGCUUGAAGACCCAGGUUGUCCCUGACUCCACUGAAGACAAGAUGCACCCAGAGCCAUCAAGGGAGGAGGAUGAAUUGGCCCUGACUGCAGACUUGGAGAUUUUCUUGGAUACCCUGAGAAGCAUGGAACCCCCUGAGAUCCUCCGCACUCACCGGCUACCCCGAGCGCCCCGCUCCUCCUAUUUGGCCAUGUAUGCCACGCUGCCUGCCAUCGAGGAGGAUCAGCCUGGGCCAUGGAUGCUGGGACCCAGCCCCCAGGAGGUGCCAGCACUGGAGGAGGAGGAGGAGGAGCCAGAGAACCCCUACCUGAGUGAUGAUGAGAAACUCCAGCACAGGAAGGAGAAAGCUGAGCCCAACCCCUCCUGGGACCCCUGCCCUGCCAAGCCUCCUCAGAACUUCCGCUCCCCUCUGGAGAUGCUGAAGCAGCAUGUAGCAGAUGCCAAGGGCUCCCACCCAGAGCUGGGACAGGCCGGCAGCCGGCCCACUUCCCGUCUUGGAGGAAGUGUUCUCUUUGGGGGUCUCAUGCCUGCUGCCAAGGAGACCCCCACCCUGGAGCCAUUGGGUACAAAACUAUCUGCUCUGACGCCCCACGGUGCACCAGGGCUCAAGAAGGGGCCAGGACAGUUGUCCCUGCUAUGCAGUGGAAGGUCGACAGUGGAGAAGCCCGCCAGAGCCCAACCCCCAGAAGGGUGGAGCCCAACACUGAAGACCCAGGGCAAGAUGAACACCAGGCCUGGAAAGCUGAUCCUCUUCUCGGAGCCCAGCUGUCAGGGCAGCAGCAUUGAGGUCUGGGAAGACAUUGCUGAUGCCUCUGGCUGGGCCCUCGUGGCCUCCGUAAGGGUGGUUCGAGGCUGCUGGGUGUUAUAUGAAAAGCCAGAGUUCCAGGGCCAGAAGCUGGUCCUGCCUGAAGGGGAUGUGGAACUCCGAGGCUCAGAGCUAGCAUGGAGUCCCAAAGUCAUCGGCUCCCUGAGGAGGGUUGUCCAGGACUACCGCAUCCCAGAGAUCAACCUGUUCUCUGAGGAGGACCUCAAGGGGGAGCAGGUGAAGCUAACCAAGGCCUUGGAAGACCUCCAGGGCUUAGGGAGGCCCCUGCAAGUGGCAUCUCUCACUGUCUCCACAGGACUGUGGCUGCUAUACCCCAAGCCCUCCUUUGAGGACACUCCCUGCAUCCUGGAGCCUGGAGAGUACCCCACCUUGGAAGCCUGUGGCACAUCCAAUCCCAUCGUGGGUUCCCUGAAGCCCAUGACAUUGGGCUGCCCCAGUGUGGAGCGACCAGGGGAGCCCAAGGCUGUGGUGUAUGAAGCCCCAGGUUUUCAGGGCCAGAGUUGGGAAGUGAGCAGAGACAUCUACAACCUGCGGCACCCGGAGGACAGCCAGAGCCCCCACCUGGCCUCUGUGGGGUCCCUGCGGGUCCUUGGGGGCUGCUGGGUGGGCUAUGAGAAGGAAGGCUUCCGGGGCCACCAGUACUUGCUUGAGGAGGGGGAAUACGCUGACUGGUCACACUGGGGAGGCUACGAUGAGGUGCUGGCCUCCCUGCGAGUCAUCCGUACGGACUUUGGAGACCCGGCCGUGGUGUUGUUUGAGGCCAUGGAUUUCGAGGGGCCCGGCGUGGAGGUGAGCGAGGCGUUACCGGACGUGGAGUUGGCGGGACACGGGCCGCAAACACAGGCCAUCCAUGUGCUAAGCGGCGUGUGGGUGGCCUAUCAGGAGGUGGGCUUCUCGGGAGAACAGUACGUGCUGGAGAAGGGCGUGUACCGCAACUGCGACGACUGGGGCGCGGGCAACAGCGCCCUCGCCUCGCUGCAGCCGGUCCUGCAGGUUGGGGAGCACAAUCUGCACUUUGUUUCAAAGAUUCAGCUUUUCUCCGGCCCCGACUUCCUGGGUGACCACAUCUCCUUCGAGAAUGAUCAGGCCUCUUUGCCCCCCUCUUUCCAGCCCCAGUCCUGCCGGGUCCACGGUGGCAGCUGGAUCCUGUUUGAUGAGGAGAACUUUGAGGGUGACCAGCAUAUUCUCUCUGAGGGCGAGUUCCCCACUCUCACAGCCAUGGGCUGCCUAGCCUCCACGGUUCUGGGCUCUCUCCAGAAGGUACCCCUGCACUUUUCAGAGCCCUCCAUUUUCCUGUAUGGGCUGGAAUGCUUCGAGGGGAAGGAGAUUGAACUAAAUGGUGAGGUGCGGAGCCUGCAAGCCGAGGGCUUCAACAACCACGUGCUGUCCGUGCGGAUCAAGGGGGGCAUCUGGGUGCUGUGUGAGCACAGUGACUUUCGGGGCCGCCAGUGGUUGGUAGGCAGCUGUGAGAUCACCAACUGGCUAACAUACAGUGGAACCCAGAGGGUGGGCUCCCUCUACCCCAUCAAGCAACGCCGAGCUUACUUCCGCCUCUGGAAUGCUGCCCUUGGGGGAUUCCUGGCGGUGCCAGAACAUGUGGAGGACAUGAAAGCAGGCCGGGUGGUGGUCUCCGAAGCCCGAGCUGGAGGCAGCUGCAUCUGGUACUACGAGGACGGGUUACUGAAGAACCAGGUGGCCCCCACCAUGAGUCUGCAGGUGAUUGGGCCCCCCAGCACGGGCUCCAAAGUGGUGCUGUGGGCUGAGAGCCGCCUGCCCCGCCAGACAUGGAGCAUCAAGGAAUCGGGCCACAUCUGCAGUCAGAUGUUUGAAGACCGGAUCCUGGAUGUUAAGGGAGGCCGAGGCUAUGACCGGGACCACACGGUGCUGUGGGAGCUAGCCAAGGACAGAGCCUCCCAGAUCUGGACCAUUCAAGUGCUUUGA
Messenger RNA from Chrysochloris asiatica (Cape golden mole), 4536 nucleotides. Its product is annotated as absent in melanoma 1 protein-like. NCBI's taxonomy places the organism in Eukaryota, Metazoa, Chordata, Mammalia, Afrosoricida, Chrysochloridae. The coding region runs from base 1 to 4536 and encodes 1511 amino acids. The transcript is spliced from 19 exons. The record is from RefSeq and is a predicted model, not a curated record.